CCAACCUGUAUGCCCGAUACAAUGAUCAUAAUAAAAUAAAAUAAAUCACCAUCGUUAUCUCUUCUCUAGGGUUCCUCCCUGGCUCUCUCUCUCUUCUGUAGACUCCUCCCUUCUAUAAUUUUGAGCCACCAACAAAUCUCUCUUACCAUGCCCCACUGUACACAAUUAAACCUACAGAUCUUCCUCUUCUCACCUCUAAAAACCCUAGAUUUCAGAUUUUUCACUGUCAAGGGUUUUUGGGUUUUUCCUAUUUAGUUAUUCUAGAUUAAGAUUCAGUUAUUUUUAUGGUUAGGGUUUUUUAAUUUUCCCCUUUUUUUAAACUUUUGUUCUAGAUUCGGUUUCGCAGUUGUGUUGGUUAGGGCUUUGUUACCAUUGUUAGCUGAUUUCUGUUUCGUUUUGGUUGGGGGGUAAGUGUAGAUAUAGUUAGAUUAGAUAUGGAAGGGUUCGAUAGCGGGAGUAGUAUUGUGAAAUCCCUCGGAGAUAACUCUACAGCAGGUGCGGUAUUUGAUGCUUCGCAUUAUGCAUUCUUUGGUAAAGAUGUGCUUGAAGAAGUUGAAUUGGGCGGAUUAGAGGAUGAAGACGAUAGUAGUAUGACUGCACCUCGCUUUGACGAAGAAGAGUUUCUUUUUGAUAAAGAAGAGGGUGAGGUUUUAAGAUCUCUGUCUGAUAUUGACGAUCUUGCUAGCACAUUUUCGAAGCUUAACACAGUUGUUAGUGGACCAAGAAUUCCUGGAGUAAUUGGUGAUCGGGGAUCCAGAGAAAGUUCAUCUGCUGCUGAAUGGGUGCAAGGUGACUGGUAUGAGCAGCAGCAGAUGCUUGACACUGAAGGCAUGUCAGACGGGAAACGGUGGUCGUCACAGCCAUAUUCUUCUUCUCCUUACAUAACAGAAUCCAGGUCUUUGUACAGAACAGCUUCAUACCCAGAGCAGCAACAGCAGCCUCUUUACAGAACAUCUUCAUAUCCUGAGCAGCAACAGCAGAUGCAACACCACCACCAACAACACUUCUCCAGUGAGCCAAUUCUUGUGCCGAAGUCUUCUUACACUUCAUAUCCUCCUCCAGGUGGUAGAUCUCAGCAGGCUUCACCAAACCACAAUUCCAGCCACAUGAAUGUUUCAUAUGUUGCUGGGGGACCUCAGCUGUCAUCUUCACCAAACCUCUCUCCCUUCUCAAACUCUCAACUUCAAUUGCCUGGCUUACAUCAUGGAUCACCUUAUGGUGGAAACUUGCCUCAGUUUCCUCCUGGUCUGUCUGUUAAUAGCCGACCUCCUAGCCAGUGGGUAAAUCAGACUGGCAUGUAUCCUCGAGAUCAUUCAAGCCUUGUGAACAAUAUGUUGCCACAGCAGGCACCUCAUCAGAAUGGGUUGAUGCCUCCCCAAUUGAUGCCACAAUUACAGCCACCACAACAUAGACUGCAGCAUCCUGUUCAGCCAUCAUUUGGCCAUUUACCAGGGAUGCAGAAUGAAGUAUUUACUCAUCUUUCUUCGUCCCCAUCCUUGAUGAACAAGUUUGAAGCCAUGCUUGGUAUGGCUGAUCUUAGAGAUCAAAGACCAAAAUUUGCUCAGAAAGGUAGACCAAAUCUACGCUAUCCUCCUCAGGGCCCUGAUACCAAUGGAUGGCCACAGUUUAGAUCCAAGUAUAUGACGGUGGAUGAAAUCGAGGGUAUUCUUAGAAUGCAGCUGGCCGCAACGCACAGUAAUGACCCAUAUGUUGAUGAUUACUACCACCAGGCUUGUCUUGCCAAAAAAUCUGCUGGGGCAAAGCUGAGACAUCAUUUCUGCCCGACUAAUUUGAGGGAUCUUCCUCCUCGAGCACGUGCAAAUAAUGAGCCACACGCUUUUCUUCAGGUUGAUGCUCUUGGGAGGGUUCCUUUCUCUUCAAUUCGUAGGCCUCGCCCUCUGCUUGAAGUUGAUUCUCCAAAUUCAUCUGGUGCUGGAAACACUGAGCAGAAAGUAUCGGAGAAGCCCCUGGAGGAAGAACCUAUGCUUGCAGCUCGGGUGACAAUUGAAGAUGGUAUCUGCCUCCUACUUGAUGUAGAUGAUAUAGAUCGUUUCCUCCAGUUCAAUCAGGCCCCAGAUGGUGGAGCGCAGUUAAGACGGAGAAGGCAGGCCUUGCUGGAAGGGUUGGCAGCGUCCCUUCAAUUGCUUGAUCAAUUCCGCAGUAAUGGCCACACAGUUGGGAUUGCCCCAAAGGAUGAUCUUGUGUUCUUAAGAUUAGUCUCUCUUCCCAAGGGCCGAAAACUCCUAGCAAGGUACCUUCAGCUUCUUUUUCCAGGUGGUGAGCUCAUGAGAAUAGUCUGCAUGGCCAUUUUUCGCCACUUAAGGUUUUUGUUUGGAGUCCUGCCAACAGACUCGGGUGCAGCAGAUACUACAAAUAACCUUGUGAGGGUUGUUAUGUCAUGUGUUCAUGAAAUGGAUCUUCCUGCACUUAGUGCCUGCCUUCGAGCAGUGGUUUGUUCAUCAGAGCAGCCCCCACUUCGUUCUCUUGGAAGCCCUGCUGGAGAUGGGGCUUCCCGCAUACUGAAGUCAGUUCUUGAGAGGGCAGCUAAACUUUUAAAAGAUCCCCUCUCUGCUGGCAACUAUGAUAUGAACAGUCGGUCAGAGUGGCAGGUCUCGUUUAAUGAAUUCUUUGACCUCCUUUGGAAGUAUUCUGUAAAUAAAUUUGAAAGUAUCAUGCAGUCAGUUCGUCUACAAGUGUCACCAGAUAGAGUAAUUGAUGCUGAGGAAGUUGCUAGAGCUAUUAAGAGGGAAGUGCCAGUUGAUCUCUUGGAGGCAAGUGGUCCUCACACUACCGAUCACCAGAAACAGCUGUUGUAUGAGUUUUCACAGCGGUCCUUGAAACCUUGAAGUAGUUGGAUUUAGCAGUUAUGAAGCGAGCAGUGGUGGUCACACAAAUUCCUAGUUGAUGCUGGGUUAGUUUGAAACAUGAAGGUUUAUGCGAGACAACUGAAGAAAUUUUGAAAAAGAAAGGGGUGUGACAGAUGACGGACAAUAGUUGGGUAUGAGUUCUCUUUUGCUUGACAUAAUGGCUGUGAACAAAUGAACCAGAAAAUGAAGUUGAAGCUCCCUGGGCAUGUACUGUAAGAUCAGUUAACUGCUAGUAAUUUAGAUAUAAGUCUUACAUUUUUAUUUGUUUUUACUUUAAAUUCUACGUUACUGCUUUGGCAAAAAUAAGCAGAUCCUGUGUAUUAUGUUGAAACUCUGCUGGGAUUUAUUUCCCUUUUUGGUCAGUCCUUCGUUUUUCGCUUUGGGAUGUUAUUUUGAUGCUUUUGUUGUGGAAUUCUUGAUACAGAGAUGUAGUGGGUUAGCUUGUACAGGAUUCAGUGCAGAAGACCUUCCCAAUUUCCUGUUAUAUUAUUUUUCAAGGAGAUGGGAUGGAUAUGGUGUUUUGUCUCUGUAUUUGAAGUCGGCUCUGUGCCUUUCUUCUCAGCAGUUAAAUGGCUAUAAAGUCAUCCAUAUGCUGAUUGUAGUGUUCUCAAAACAGAUUAUGAAGUUGCAAUUUGAACUACUAUAGCAAAUUUAUUACUCCACAAUGAAAUACUUUUCUUUUUU
Pistacia vera is the source of this 3551-nucleotide messenger RNA. RefSeq names its product protein PAT1 homolog. The coding region runs from base 435 to 2846 and encodes 803 amino acids. The transcript is spliced from 5 exons. The record is from RefSeq and is a predicted model, not a curated record. NCBI's taxonomy places the organism in Eukaryota, Viridiplantae, Streptophyta, Magnoliopsida, Sapindales, Anacardiaceae. Gene Ontology annotation, cellular component: P-body. Gene Ontology annotation, molecular function: RNA binding. Gene Ontology annotation, biological process: deadenylation-dependent decapping of nuclear-transcribed mRNA; P-body assembly.